This is a messenger RNA of Megalops cyprinoides (Indo-Pacific tarpon), 1605 nucleotides long. RefSeq names its product ubiquitin-conjugating enzyme E2Z (gene ube2z). Bases 357 to 1571 code for a protein of 404 amino acids. The record is from RefSeq and is a predicted model, not a curated record. The transcript has 7 exons. Gene Ontology annotation, cellular component: nucleus. Lineage: Eukaryota; Metazoa; Chordata; Actinopteri; Elopiformes; Megalopidae. Gene Ontology annotation, molecular function: cysteine-type endopeptidase inhibitor activity; ubiquitin conjugating enzyme activity. Gene Ontology annotation, biological process: negative regulation of apoptotic process.
AAACACCGUGAUACUCCAGAUUGAAAGAGAAGUCUUAUUCGUCUGUGACUGACUGAUAGGAGUUGUGAUCUUGAAGACAAUCUUACGCCUGUAUUUGAUCUUUCGUGCUAUCUGGAGAAAGGAACAGCUUGGUUUUAAAGUCUCGUUCGUUUUUGAAGCUAAGGAAGGGACUGGGCCGGUGGAGUCUCUACCUACAGAUAGCUAGUCUAGCUAGCUAGCUAACUAAUAUUAGCUCGAACGGCUCUUCCUCGUUUGCUGGCAGAGGUGCUCAGUCUCCCACUGAAGAAGACUCCAUCACAACGGUAGCUAGCUAGGCUAGCUAAAUCAACGCCAAUAAACACAAGCCAUUUACUGUAAUGGCGGAUAGCACAGGGGAGGAAGCGAUUGGUGGGAUUGGGUUGGCCGGUGGGACUGGUCAAGGCAGCGGAACGCAGCAGUUGUUGCCGAGUUUAGGGAAUUCUGUGCCCGGUCACUCGAGUGGUGGUAACCCCGGAUCGCCGUCUCCCGCAGCGGCCGCAGAGACCGGCCUAGCCGUUAUGGCUCCGGGCAUUGCAGACAUGACCAAUUCUUCGGUGGGAAGCGGGUUUGGCACUGCGAUAGGUGUUCUUGGUACGGCAGUUGGCACUGCCAUUUUAGCGCCGUCCUCUGCCACCCCUACAGUUCUCCCUCCCAGCAUCGGUUUGGGGGUCACCGGUGCCCCAAACCUGGCAGGGGCAGGUCUCCUCUCGCAUAUUCACUCCACUUUCUGGGAUCCGACUUUAAGUACCGACUGGGAUAGCGAGAAGCCGUCCCAGCAGUGUGUUCUCCGGAUAAAAAGGGAUAUUAUGUCCAUCUACAAGGAACCUCCCCCCGGCAUGUUUGUAGUUCCCGACCCCCAUGACAUGACAAAGAUCCAUGCUUUGAUCACGGGGCCCUUCGACACACCCUAUGAGGGUGGGUUCUUCCUUUUUCUGUUCCGGUGCCCACCUGACUACCCCAUUCAUCCCCCCCGCGUCAAGCUGAUCACCACAGGCAACAACACUGUGCGCUUCAACCCCAACUUUUACCGCAAUGGCAAAGUAUGCCUCAGCAUCCUCGGGACAUGGACUGGCCCAGCGUGGAGCCCGGCUCAAAGCAUCUCCUCGGUUCUGAUAUCCAUCCAGUCCCUGAUGACGGAGAACCCCUAUCACAACGAGCCUGGUUUUGAACAGGAGAGGCACCCAGGAGACAGCAAGAACUACAACGAGUGCAUCCGGCACGAGACCAUGCGAGUAGCCGUGUGUGACAUGCUGGACGGCAAGUGUCCCUGCCCUGAAGCACUGUGGAGCGUGAUGGAGAAAUCCUUCCUGGAGUACUACGACUUUUACGAGGGGGUGUGCAAGGAGCGGCUGCAUCUCCAGGGACAGACCAUGCAGGACCCGUUCGGGGAGAAGAGGGGUCACUUCGACUACCAGAGCCUGCUGACACGGCUGCAGGCUACCCAGCAGCGGCUGCGGGAGAGGUGCCCGCUGGAGGACAACGACGCCGACACGGACUCUGACACCAGCUCCUCAGGAACAGACCCGGACAGCCAGGGCAGCUCCAAGCCGUAGCCGGAGGGGGCACCGCUCGCUCGUGCCCCCGGCC